Pseudopipra pipra is the source of this 15927-nucleotide messenger RNA. It is a transcript of the gene BIRC6, whose product is annotated as baculoviral IAP repeat containing 6. Bases 124 to 14706 code for a protein of 4860 amino acids. Gene Ontology annotation, molecular function: ubiquitin-protein transferase activity. Lineage: Eukaryota; Metazoa; Chordata; Aves; Passeriformes; Pipridae. The record is from RefSeq and is a predicted model, not a curated record. The transcript has 74 exons. Gene Ontology annotation, biological process: apoptotic process; regulation of cytokinesis.
CCUUUCCCCCUCUCCCGGACCCGGAUGGUGACUGGCGGCGGCCGCGGCGGCUCCAGGGACUGUCACUGAGCGGCUCCCCCCGGGCCUCUUGUCCUGAGGGCGGCGGCGGCGGCGGCCGCGAAGAUGGCUGCGGCGGCCUCCUGCUCCUCGGCCGCGACGGCGGCGGCGGGGCCCGGGCCCGGCCCGGGCUCCUGCGAGUGGCUGCUGCUGCGGGACGGCUGCCUGCGCUGCGACGCCGACGGGCUCUGCAGCCUCUGCUACCACCCGGCGCUCAACGCCAUCCUGGCCGUGACCGCGCGCGGCGCCAUCAAAGUCAUCGAUGGCACCUCGGGGGCCACGCUGCAGGCGUCCGCGCUCGGCGCUAAACCAGGUGGACGGGUGAAAUGUCAGUAUAUUUCUGCUGUGGAUAAAGUGAUCUUUGUGGAUGAUUAUGCAGUAGGAUGUAGGAAAGAUCUCAAUGGCAUCUUACUGUUAGACACAGCUCUGCAAACGCCUGUUUCAAAACAAGAUGAUGUGGUUCAGCUUGAAUUGCCGGUUACAGAGGCUCAGCAGCUGUUAUCUGCUUGCAUAGAAAAAGUAGAUGUUUCUAGCACAGAGGGAUACGACUUGUUCAUCACGCAACUGAAGGAUGGUUUAAAAAAUACCUCACAUGAAACAGCAGCAAAUCAUAAAGUUGCAAAGUGGGCAACGGUUACGUUCCACCUUCCUCAUCAUGUUUUGAAGUCUGUCGCCAGUGCCAUUGUAAAUGAACUCAAGAAGAUAAAUCAAAAUAUUGCUGCCUUACCUGUAGCAUCCUCUGUGAUGGAUAGGUUAUCUUACCUCUUACCCAGCGCACGACCAGAACUUGGUGUGGGACCUGGUCGAUCUGUGGACAGGUCUUUGAUGUAUAGUGAAGCUAACAGACGGGAGACAUUCACUUCAUGGCCUCAUGUGGGUUAUCGGUGGGCACAGCCAGAUCCUAUGGCUCAAGCUGGGUUCUAUCACCAGCCUGCUUCAUCAGGAGAUGACAGAGCCAUGUGCUUUACCUGUAGUGUGUGCUUGGUGUGCUGGGAACCUACAGAUGAACCUUGGUCUGAACAUGAGAGACAUUCCCCAAACUGCCCAUUUGUCAAGGGUGAGCACACUCAGAAUGUACCUCUUUCAGUCACACUGGCAACAAGUCCAGCACAAUUUCCCUGCACAGAUGGCACUGACAGAAUAGCCUGCUUUGGAUCUGGAAGUUGCCCUCAUUUUCUAGCUGCUGCGACAAAACGAGGAAAGAUCUGCAUAUGGGAUGUUUCCAAACUUAUGAAGGUCCACUUAAAAUUUGAAAUCAAUGCAUAUGAUCCAGCUAUUGUGCAGCAACUUAUGUUAUCAGGAGAACAGAGCUCAGGGGUUGACUCAAGGAGACCAACACUAGCAUGGUUAGAAGAUUCAUCUAGCUGCUCAGAUAUACCAAAAUUAGAAGGAGACAGUGAUGACCUACUGGAGGAUUCAGACAGUGAAGAGCAUUCCAGAUCAGAAUCUGUGACAGGGCAUACAUCACAAAAAGAAACUAUGGAAGUCAGCCUUGAUAUAACAGCUCUCAGCGUUCUUCAGCAACCUGAAAAACUUCAGUGGGAAAUCGUUGCAAAUGUUCUGGAAGACACGGUUAAGGAUCUAGAAGAACUUGGAGCAAAUCCCUGUUUGGCCAACUGUAAGAGUGAAAAGAUGAAGGAAAAACAUCUAGAACAACACAACAUUCCUUUUCCUUGUUUGUUAGCUGGAGGUCUAUUAACAUACAAAUCACCUGCUACCUCUCCUGUUAGCAGUAACUCUCAGAGAUCACUGGAUGGUUUAAGUAGGACUCGAGGUGAGAGUGUCUCGGAACAGGGAUCAACUGACAAUGAAUCCUGCACUAAUUCAGAACUGAAUUCCCCUCUAGUAAGGAGGACUUUGCCUGUAUUGUUGCUAUACAGCAUUAAGGAAUCUGAUGAAAAAGCAGGAAAACUCUUUUCACAGAUGAACAAUAUUAUGAGUAAAAGUAUACAUGAUGAUGGUUUCACAGUUCCACAGAUCAUUGAAAUGGAGCUGGACAGUCAGGAACAAUUGCUGUUACAGGAUCCCCCUGUGACUUACAUUCAGCAGUUUGCAGAUGCUGCAGCCAACCUAACAUCUCCGGACUCGGACAAGUGGAGCUCCAUGGUUCCCAAGCCUGGGACUUUGGUUCAGUGCCUGCGUCUGCCAAAGUUUGCAGAGGAGGAGAACCUGUGUGUAGAUUCAAUCACACCUUGUGCAGAUGGAGUUCAUCUGUUAGUAGGACUGCGGACUUGUCCUGUCGAAUCUCUGAGUGCAAUAAAUCAAGUAGAGGCCUUGAAUAAUUUAAAUAAAUUAAACUCGGCACUAUGUAAUAGAAGGAAGGGGGAACUAGAAUCAAGUCUCGCUGUAGUGAAUGGCACGAGUAUUGAUGUGAUCCAGCAUGAGUCACCAGCAGAUGUACCAACUCCUUUAAUAAUUCAGCCUGAACAGAGAAGUGUUAGUGGUGGAUACCUAGUGCUUUAUAAGAUGAAUUAUGCCACUAGAGUAGUUACUCUAGAGGAGGAACCAGUAAAAAUCCAGCAUAUCAAAGACCCCCAAGACACAAUUACCUCAAUGAUUUUGCUCCCACCAGACAUAUUGGAUAAUCGAGAGGACGACUGUGAGGAGCCUGUAGAGGAAAUACAAUUAACUUCUAAAAAUGGCAGUGGGAGAGAAAGAAGAUCUGAGAUCUCUACUCUUGGACACCUGGUAAUAACUACUCAGGGAGGAUAUGUAAAAAUAUUAGAUCUUUCGAACUUUGAAAUUCUAGCCAAAGUGGAGCCACCUAAAAAAGAGGGCACUGAGGAACCAGAUAUGUUUGUCUCUGUGAUAUACUGUUCGGGCACAGACAGAUUAUGUGCAUGCACCAAAGGUGGAGAACUUCAUUUCCUUCAGAUUGGAGGGACCUGUGAUGACAUAGAUGAAGCCGAUAUACUUGUAGAUGGAUCCCUUUCCAAAAGCACAGAACAGUCAUCAGAAGGCACCAAACCCUUAUCUAAUCCUUCUAGUCCAGGCAUUACAGGAGUUGAUCUUUUGGUGGACCAGCCAUUUUCCCUUGAAACACUGACAUCCCUGGUGGAACUGACCCGUUUUGAGACCUUGACACCACGGUUUUCAGCCACUGUCCCUCCCUGUUGGGUAGAAGUCCAGCAAGAGCAGCAGCAAAGGCGGCACCCUCAGCAUCUGCACCAGCAGCACCACGGGGAUGCAGCUCAGCACACUCGAACCUGGAAGCUACAGACAGACAGCAACAGCUGGGAUGAGCAUGUCUUUGAACUGGUUCUACCCAAAGCCUGUAUGGUUGGACAUGUGGACUUCAAAUUUGUUUUGAAUUCAAACAUCACCAACAUUCCCCAGAUUCAAGUGACUUUACUUAAAAAUAAAGCUCCAGGCUUAGGGAAAGUCAAUGAAGCAGCAGUAGAUAGACAGAUCGCAUUUCCUUUAUCUCCAGCUCUUAAUAUUGAAGUGGAGAGAAAUGGAAAACCAGGACUGGUGGAAUUCAAUGAAGAAAUGCAGUAUAUGGAUGUAGAGGAACCACAAUGUCUUAGAUUGUGUCCAUUUCUGGAGGAACACAAGGAAGAUAUACUUUGCGGUCCAGUAUGGCUGGCUACUGGACUUGAUCUAUCAGGACAUGCUGGAAUGUUGACACUAACAAGUCCAAAGCUUGUUAAAGGCAUGGCUGGUGGCAAGUAUCGUUCAUUUUUAAUUCAUGUUAAAGCAGUGAAUGACAGAGGAACAGAAGAAAUCUGCAAUGGUGGCAUUAGACCAGUUGUUAGAAUACCACCUCUAAAACCUCAGACUAACAAGGGCCAUUCACUUGCUUCAUUGUUGGCAAAAGUUGCAGCAGGCAAGGAAAAGCCAUCUAGCAAAAUUGAAGGCACUAAUUCUUCAAGAAAAUCAGAUAAUCUGCGAGGCUGUGACUUACUUCAAGAAGUCUCUGUAACAAUUCGAAGAUUUAAAAAAACUUCAAUUUCAAAGGAAAGAGUUCAACGGUGUGCCAUGUUACAGUUUUCAGAGUUCCAUGAGAAGUUGCUCACCACUCUUUGCAAGAAGACAGACGAUGGUCUGAGUACAGAACACUCUCAGAGUCUUGUACUUGACACGCUUUGUUGGCUGGCCGGAGUGUAUUCAAACGGACCUGGCAGCUCAAAGGAAGGAAAUGACAGUUUGCUUUCUAAAACACGUAAAUGUGUCUCUGAUAUUAUACGUGUUUGCUUCUUUGAAGCUGGGCGGAGCAUAGCUCACAAAUGUGCACGAUUUCUUGCACUGUGCAUCAGCAACGGCAGGUGCGACCCGAGUCAGCAGGGGUUUGGAUCAGUUCUUCUAAAAGCUUUGCUUGACAAUAUGCCUCUUUUGCCCGCUGCUGCGACAGGUGGAUCUGUAUACUGGUAUUUUGUAUUGCUGAAUUAUGUAAAGGAUGAAGAUUUGGCAGGAUGUAGUACAGCUUGUGCAUCACUGCUAACUGCUGUGUCCCGCCAGCUGCAGGAUCGCCUAACACCAAUGGAAGCGUUACUUCAAACAAGAUAUGGAUUAUAUAGUUCACCUUUUGAUCCAGUUCUGUUUGAUCUGGAAAUAUGUGGCUCAUCUUGUAAAAAUGUAUACAACAGCAGCAUUGGAGUACAGUCAGAUGAAAUCGAUUUGUCUGAUGUUCUGUCAGGAAAUGGGAAAAUAGGUAGCUGUGCAGCUGCUGAAGGUAGUUUUACUUCCCUUACUGGACUUCUGGAAGUUGAACCUCUGCACUUUACCUGUGUUUCAACAAGUGAUGGAACUAGAAUAGAAAGGGACGAUGCAAGUACGUUUACUGUGAGUACCUUUGGGGUUACCCCAGCAGUUGGUGGCCUCUCUUCUGGAACGGUUGGGGAAGCCUCGACAGCACUGAGUUCAGCAGCCCAGGUAGCUUUGCAGUCUCUCUCUCAUGCAAUGGCCUCAGCCGAGCAACAGCUCCAGGUGCUGCAAGAGAAACAGCAGCAGCUUUUGAAGCUUCAGCAACAGAAAGCUAAACUGGAAGCAAAAUUACAUCAGACAACAGCGGCAGCGGCAGCAGCAGCAUCAGCAGUUGGUCCUGUUCACAACUCUGUGCCUUCUAAUCCAGUAGCAGCCCCAGGGUUCUUCAUUCAUCCUUCAGAUGUCAUUCCACCCACACCAAAAACAACUCCUCUCUUCAUGACUCCACCUUUGACUCCACCUAAUGAAGCAGUUUCUGCUGUUAUUAGUGCUGAGCUUGCUCAACUUUUCCCUGGUUCAGUCAUUGACCCCCCAACAGUUAACCUUGCAGCACAUAACAAAAAUACAAGCAAGUCUAGAACGAAUCCACUUGGAUCUGGUCUUGCUCUUGCAAUAUCUCACGCUUCACACUUUCUUCAGCCUCCGCCUCAUCAGUCAAUUAUUAUAGAGCGAAUGCACUCAGGAGCAAGAAGAUUCGUGACCUUGGAUUUUGGAAGACCUAUAUUACUGACGGAUGUAUUGAUUCCCACUUGUGGAGAUUUGGCUUCUUUGUCAAUUGACAUCUGGACUUUAGGAGAAGAAGUGGAUGGGAGGCGACUGGUAGUUGCUACUGACAUUAGCACACACUCACUUAUUUUACAUGACUUGUUGCCACCCCCAGUUUGCAGGUUUAUGAAGAUCACUGUUAUUGGUCGCUACGGCAGCACAAACGCCAGAGCAAAAAUCCCGUUAGGAUUUUACUAUGGCCAUACCUAUAUAUUACCCUUUGAAAAUGAGCUGAAACUAAUGCACGAUCCCCUCAGAGGAGAAGGUGAAGCUGCAAAUCAGCCUGACAUUGACCAACAUUUGGCAAUGAUGGUUGCACUGCAAGAAGACAUACAGUGCAGGUACAAUUUGGCCUGUCAUCGGUUAGAAAUUCUUCUGCAGAGUAUUGACCUGCCACCACUCAAUAGUGCUAACAAUGCCCAGUACUUUUUGAGAAAGCCAGACAAGGCGGUAGAAGAAGAUAGCAGAGUAUUUUCUGCUUACCAGGAUUGCAUUCAGCUACAGCUUCAACUCAACUUGGCUCACCAUGCUGUUCAGAGGCUCAAAGUAGCUUUAGGUGCAAGCAGGAAAACUCUCAAGGAGCAAUCUGAUCCAAAAGAGUUGAUUCAGAUGUCAUCCACAGAACAGUUACGCACCAUCAUUAGAUACUUACUGGAUACUUUGCUUAGUUUGCUUCAUUCUUCCAAUGGACACUCGGUUCCUGUGGUUCUGCAAAGUACUUUUCAUGCUCAAGCUUGUGAAGAGUUAUUUAAACACCUGUGUAUUAGUGGAACCCCAAAGAUACGAUUGCAUACUGGCCUUCUGCUUGUUCAGCUCUGUGGAGGAGAAAGGUGGUGGGGUCAGUUUCUCUCAAACGUACUGCAGGAAUUAUACAAUUCAGAACAACUUCUCAUUUUCCCACAGGACAGGGUCUUCAUGUUGCUUUCUUGCAUUGGCCAAAGAUCGCUUAGCAACAGUGGUGUUUUAGAAAGUUUACUUAAUCUCCUGGAUAACCUGCUGUCACCACUGCAACCUCAUUUACCUGUGCACAGAAGAACUGAAGGAGUUUUAGACAUUCCCAUGAUCAGUUGGGUUGUAAUGCUGGUGUCCAGACUACUGGAUUAUGUAGCUACUGUUGAAGAUGAAGCAGCCACGGCCAAGAAACCUCUGAAUGGGAAAGAGAGAGAACGAUUUUUGACAGGAAACCAGUGGAGUUUUAUAAACAAUAGCCUUCACACUCAGAGUCUGAGCAGAUCUACUAAAGGCAACAGUAGCCUAGAUAGACUGUAUUCCCGAAAGAUCAGAAAACAGCUUGUGCAUCAUAAACAGGUGACUUCCAGCACGCAACUUAACUUAUUAAAAGCAAAACAGAAGGCUUUGGUGGAACAGAUGGAAAAAGAGAAAAUACAAAGCAACAAAGGAUCAUCAUACAAACUUUUAGUAGAACAGGCAAAACUAAAGCAGGCUACUUCAAAGCACUUCAAGGACUUAAUACGCUUGCGUAGAACUGCAGAAUGGCCUCGUUCUUCUUUAGACACAGAAGUAUCAACAACAAAGGAAACUCCAGAAAUUGAACCACUUCCAUUUACACUGGCCCAUGAACGCUGUAUUUCUGUAGUGCAAAAGCUGGCACUCUUUCUAUUGUCCAUGGACUUUACUUGUCAUGCAGAUUUACUUCUUUUUGUUUGUAAGGUUCUUGCUAGAAUUGCAAACGCUACAAGACCAACAAUUCAUUUAUGUGAGAUUGUAAAUGAGACUCAGUUGGAACGAUUAUUGCUGCUUCUUGUUGGAACUGACUUUAACAGAGGAGACAUCUCUUGGGGAGGAGCAUGGGCUCAGUAUUCUCUGACUUGUAUGCUACAGGAUAUUCUAGCAGGAGAGUUGUUGGCACCUAUAGCAGCUGAAGCUAUGGAAGAAAGUGCUUUGGGAGAAGAUGCUGGUGCUUCAGCUGGGGAUUCUGAUGACUCUCUCCAGCAGUCCACAGUUCAGUUAGUGGAGACAAUAGAUGAGCCCUUGACACAUGACAUCACAGGUGCUCCACCACUGUCAUCUUUGGAAAAAGAUAAGGACAUUGAUCUUGAAUUACUGCAAGACCUGAUGGAAGUCGAUAUUGAUCCUUUGGAUAUUGAUUUGGAAAAAGAUCCCCUUGCAGCCAAAGUCUUCAAGCCUAUAAGCAGCACCUGGUACGAUUACUGGGGUGCCGAAUAUGGCACCUACAAUUACAAUCCUUACAUUGGAGGUGUUGGAAUUCCAGUUGCAAAACCACCAGUAACGACAGAGAAAAAUGGAUCACAGACUGUCAGCAUAUCAGUCUCCCAAGCUUUAGAUGCACGUCUAGAAGUUGGACUUGAACAGCAGGCUGAGCUGAUGCUGAAAAUGAUGUCCACGCUGGAGGCUGAUUCCAUUCUACAAGCAUUAACAAAUACAUCUCCUACAUUAACACAAUCUCCUAGUGGAACAGAUGACUCAUUGCUGAGAGGAUUACAUGCUGCUAACCAAAAUGCCCAGUUGAUUGUGCAGUUGUCAUCUAUACCUAUGCUGAGCGCGUGCUUCAACAAACUCUUUUCCAUGCUACAAGUCCACCAUGUUCAGCUUGAAUCCUUAUUACAGUUAUGGCUCACAUUAAGCCUGAAUUCCAGCUCCUCUGGAAGUAAAGAUAAUGGCGCUGAUAUCUUCCUUUAUAAUGCUAACCGAAUACCUGUCGUUUCCCUGAACCAAGCUUCAGUAACUAGCUUCCUGUCAGUUCUGGCAUGGUAUCCUAAUACCUUACUCCGGACGUGGUGCCUUGUGCUUCACAGCCUAACACUCAUGACAAAUAUGCAGCUUAAUGCUGGUCCAAGCAGUGCCAUUGGAGCUCAGGAAAGUACUGCCCAAUUGUUGGUGUCAGAUCCAAACCUCAUUCAUGUGUUAGUGAAAUUUCUUUCUGGCACUAAUCCUCAUGGAACAAAUCAACACAGUCCACAGGUUGGACCAACAGCAACACAAGCUAUGCAAGAAUUUCUUACUCGAUUACAAGUGCACCUUUCUUCAACUUGUCCUCAUAUGUUCAGUGAAUUUUUAUUGAAAUUAAUACAUAUACUUUCAACAGAAAGGGGUGCUUUCCAGACAGGCCAGGGACCACUGGACGCACAAGUGAAACUCUUGGAAUUUACCCUGGAACAGAAUUUUGAAGUUGUAUCAGUUAGCACUAUUUCUGCAGUAAUUGAGUCCAUAACCUUUCUUGUGCAUCAUUACAUUACAUGUUCAGACAAAGUAAUGUCUCGCAGCGGCUCAGACAGCUCUGUGGGUGCUCGAGCAUGUUUUGGAGGGCUUUUUGCCAAUAUUAUCCGUCCAGGUGAUGCCAAAGCAGUUUGUGGAGAAAUGACAAGGGAUCAGCUUAUGUUUGAUUUAUUAAAGCUGAUAAACAUUUUAGUUCAACUGCCGCUCUCCAGUAACCGAGAAUACAGUGCCCGUGUUCCAGUAGCAAGCAGUACUACAGACAGCGUGUCUGAUGAAGAAAAGGUUUCAGGAGGCAAAGAUGGCAAUGGAAGCAACCCUAAUACUCAAGGAUCAACUGCAUAUGUGGCAGACUUGGUGUUAGCCAACCAACAAAUUAUGAGCCAGAUUUUGUCUGCGCUUGGCCAGUGUAACAGCAGUGCUAUGGCAAUGAUUAUUGGUGCAAGUGGCUUGCAUCUCACUAAACACGAAAACUUUCAUGGUGGCUUAGAUGCAAUAUCAGUCGGAGACGGGUUGUUCACUAUCCUGACAACACUUAGCAAAAAAGCAACAACAGUUCAAGUGAUGCUUCAGCCAAUUCUUACCUACAUGGCCUGUGGGUACAUGGGAAGACAGGGCUCUCUUGCCACUUGUCAGUUAUCUGAGCCACUGCUCUGGUUCAUUUUACGAGUGUUGGAUACAAGUGAGGCACUGAAGGCUUUCCACGAUAUGGGUGGUGUUCAGCUUAUCUGUAACAACAUGGUAACAAGCACAAGAGCUAUUGUUAACACAGCAAGAAGCAUGGUUUCAACUAUUAUGAAAUUUCUUGAUUCUGGUCCCACCAAAGCGACAGAUAGCAGUUUGAAAGCUAGAGUUCUAGCUUCGGAGCCUGAUAAUGCAGAAGGAAUUCACAAUUUUGCACCUUUGGGUUCAAUCACCUCAAGCAGUCCCACUGCCCAGCCUGCUGAAGUGCUGUUGCAGGCUACUCCUCCCCACCGACGGGCUCGGUCUGCAGCGUGGUCGUACAUAUUUUUACCUGAGGAGGCUUGGUGUGACCUCACAAUUCACCUUCCUGCAGCUGUGCUGCUCAAGGAGAUCCACAUCCAGCCUCACCUGGCCUCUCUGGCAACUUGCCCUUCGUCAGUGUCUGUUGAAAUAAGCGCAGAUGGUGUCAAUAUGUUACCUUUGUCAACUCCUGUUAUCACAAGCGGGCUCACCUAUAUAAAGAUCCAGCUGGUAAAAGCUGAAGUUGCCUCAGCUGUCUGCCUUCGUCUCCAUCGUCCUCGGGAUGCCAGUACCCUGGGGCUCUCUCAGAUCAAACUGUUGGGCCUCACAGCCUUCGGAAACACCUCCUCUGCAACCGUCAAUAAUCCCUUCCUUCCCUCUGAGGAUCAGGUCUCUAAAACAAGUAUUGGAUGGUUAAGAUUAUUACACCACUGCCUCACUCACAUAAGUGAUUUGGAAGGAAUGAUGGCUAGUGCUGCAGCACCCACGGCUAAUCUGUUGCAGACAUGUGCUGCUUUACUAAUGUCACCUUACUGUGGUAUGCAUUCUCCAAAUAUUGAGGCUGUACUUGUGAAAAUUGGGCUUCAGUCCACCAGAAUCGGCCUAAAAUUGAUUGACAUUCUUCUAAGAAACUGCUCAGCAUCAGGGAGCGAUCCUGCAGAUCUGAAUAGCCCUUUACUGUUUGGAAGAUUAAAUGGUCUCUCUUCUGACUCCACAAUAGACAUUCUUUAUCAGCUUGGAACAACUCAAGACCCUGGAACAAAAGAUAGAAUUCAAGCAUUGCUGAAAUGGGUCAGUGACUCUGCAAGAGUUGCAGCUAUGAAAAAAGGUGGCCGAGUCAGCUACAUUUGUCCAAAUAGCUCAACGAGAGAGUAUGGCCUUUUGAUGCCAUCCCCUUCCCACUUGCAUUGCGUGGCAGCAAUUUUGUGGCACAGUUACGAAUUGCUUGUUGAAUAUGAUUUACCAGCAUUGCUCGACAGAGAGCUUUUUGAGUCACUGUUUAACUGGUCCAUGUCUCUUCCCUGCAACAUGGUUUUGAAGAAAGCUGUUGACAGUUUGCUUUGCUCAAUGUGCCACAUCCACCCAAAUUAUUUUUCCUUACUGAUGGGAUGGAUGGGUAUCACUCCUCCUCCGAUGCAAUGUCAACACAGACUGUCUAUGACUGAUGACAGCAAAAAGCAGGACCUUAGUUCGUCUUUAACAGAUGACUCUAAAAAUGCACAAGCCCCUCUUGCACUAACAGAAUCUCACCUGGCUACUCUUGCUGCCUCAUCUCAGUCUCCUGAAGCUAUCAAGCAGUUAUUGGACUCAGGUUUGCCUUCACUGCUCGUAAGAAGUCUUGCUAGUUUUUGCUUUAACCAUACUUCUAGCUCUGACUGCACUGCACAAUCAAUGGAUGUCACCCAGGACAGGCUCAGGAGGCAUCAUGUUCCACAGCACUUUAAUAAAAUGCCUAUCACGGCAGACCUGGUUGCUCCUGUUCUCAGGUUUUUGACAGAAGUUGGCAACAGCCACAUGAUGAAGGAUUGGUUGGGUGGCUCUGAAGUCAAUCCACUGUGGACAGCACUUUUAUUUCUGUUGUGCCAUUCUGGUGCUACCUCUGGAGGACACAAUAUGACGGCGCAGCAGACCAGUGCAAGAUCUAGCUUGCUUUCUUCGACUGUAACAACAGGAUUGACCACUCAGCAGAGGACAGCAAUUGAAAAUGCAACAGUUGCUUUCUUCUUACAGUGCAUCUCUUGCCAUCCGAAUAACCAGAGACUUAUGGCACAGGUUCUCUGUGAAUUGUUUCAGUCCUCUCCUCAGCGUGGGAACCUCCCAACCUCUGGAAAUAUUUCAGGAUUUAUUAGAAGGCUUUUUUUGCAGCUGAUGCUGGAGGAUGAGAAAGUGACUUUGUUUCUUCAGUCCCCUUGUCCACUGUACAAAGGUAGAAUUAAUGCUACUAGUCAUGUAAUUCAACAUCCAAUGUACGGAGCUGGACACAAAUUUCGUACCCUUCACUUGCCUGUCUCAACAACUCUGGCAGAGGUUCUUGAUCGUGUGUCAGAUACACCCAGUAUUACAGCUAAGCUAAUUAAUGAACAGAAGGAAGAUAAAGAAAAAAAGAACUAUGAAGAGAAAGAAAAAGUUAAAGCAGAAAAUGGAUUUCAGGACAAUUACAGCGUUGUUGUUGCUUCUGGUUUGAAAUCUCAGUCAAAAAGAGCUGUUUCAUCCACCCCCCCACGUCCACCAUCGAGGCGAGGAAGAGUGAUGGCAGAUAAAGUAGGUUCGUCUUCCUCAGGAGGAGAAUCUUCCAGCAAGACCAUUAGUGUUCCAGUCUUUAAUCUUUACCAUAAACUUCUACCAGGUCAACCAUUACCAGCUGAAAUGACACUUGCCCAGCUUCUGACUCUGCUGUAUGACCGUAAACUCCCUCAAGGAUAUCGAUCAAUAGAUUUGACAGUUAAACUUGGUUCCAAAGUCAUCUCAGAUCCAAGCUUAUCAAAAACAGAUUCAUUUAAACGUCUUCACACAGAAAAAGAGCAUGCAGAUUUACUGGGACCUUGCCCUGAAGAUGAAGCCAUCAGUCCUGGGGAUGAGUGUAUGGAUGCAGUUCUAGAUGAAUCGCUUCUUGAAACCUGUCCCAUUCAGUCUCCACUGCAAGUGUUUGCAGGCAUGGGUGGAUUGGCUCUUAUUGCAGAGAGACUUCCUAUGCUUUAUCCUGAUGUAAUUCAGCAAGUGAGCACUCCAGUGGUUACAUCGGCCACGCAAGAAAAGCAGAAGGACAGUGAUCAGUUUGAAUGGGUUACCAUUGAACAAUCAGGGGAAUUGGUGUAUGAAGCACCGGAAACAAUUGCUGCAGAGCCCCCACCCAUCAAGUCAACAGUUCAGACUAUGUCUCCUAUACCUGCGCAUUCUUUGGCUGCCUUUGGUUUAUUUCUUCGUCUCCCGGGCUAUGCUGAGGUGCUGCUAAAAGAACGGAAACAUGCUCAGUGUCUGUUGAGAUUGGUGUUGGGAGUUACAGAUGAUGGUGAAGGAAGUCAUAUCCUGCAGUCUCCUUCAGCAAACGUGCUUCCAACCCUGCCCUUCCAUGUGUUGCGCAGUUUGUUCAGCACUACGCCGUUGACUACUGAUGAUGGAGUAUUGCUUAGGCGGAUGGCACUGGAGAUUGGGGCUAUACACCUUAUCCUUGCUUGUCUGUCUGCUCUAAGCCACCAUGCACCAAGGGUGCCCAACUCUAGUCCCAACCAGGCAGAGCCACAGGUGUCAAGUACACACAACAGUGCAUCAACAGAAGAACAGCAGUUGUACUGGGCUAAGGGUACAGGCUUUGGAACAGGCUCCACAGCUUCAGGAUGGGAUGUUGAACAGGCUUUGACUAAGCAAAGGCUAGAAGAAGAGCAUGUGACCUGCCUUCUACAGGUUCUUGCCAGUUACAUAAAUCCUGCAGGAAGUACAUCAAAUGAAGAGACCCAAACUAGCCAUGAGGGGAGAGCACAAAACAGCAGCGCUCUUCCAUCCGUUCUCCUAGAGCUACUCAGUCAAUCUUGCCUCAUCCCAGCAAUGUCAUCAUACCUCCGCAACGAUUCAGUUUUGGAUAUGGCCCGACACGUUCCCCUUUACCGAGCUCUGCUAGAAUUACUCCGGGCUAUUGCAUCCUGCACAUCCAUGGUACCGUUACUUCUUCCUCUGUCAGGAGAAAGUAGUGAAGAGGAGGAAGAACAGUGUGAGUCACAAGCUUCUGUUGGGACUUUGUUGGCUAAAAUGAAGACCUGUGUAGAUACCUAUACCAACCGACUGAGGUCUAAAAAAGACAAAGCUAAAGCAGGAGUAAAACCAGAUACUUCUGACCAAGAACCAGAGGGAUUGACCCUUUUGGUACCAGACAUCCAAAAGACUGCGGAGAUAGUUUAUGCUGCUACCACCAGUUUGCGCCAAGCAAACCAAGAAAAGAAGAUGGCUGAAUACUCCAAAAAGGCUGCUGUGAAGCCCAAGCCUUUGUCUGUUUUACGGUCUCUUGAAGAAAAGUAUGUGGCUGUCAUGAAAAAACUCCAGUUUGAUACAUUUGAAAUGGUUUCUGAAGACGAUGACGGAAAAUUGGUUUUUAAAGUAAAUUACCACUACAUGUCUCAGGUAAAAAAUGCAAGUGACGCCAACAGUGCUGCCAGAGCCCGACGUCUUGCUCAAGAAGCUGUGACUCUUUCAACCUCACUGCCUCUCUCAUCCUCAUCCAGCGUUUUUGUACGUUGUGAUGAGGAGCGGCUUGACAUAAUGAAGGUUCUCAUUACUGGUCCUGCAGACACCCCUUACGCAAAUGGUUGCUUUGAAUUUGAUGUGUAUUUCCCACAAGACUAUCCUAAUUCCCCCCCACUUGUGAAUCUGGAAACAACUGGAGGCCACAGCGUGAGAUUUAAUCCAAACCUCUACAAUGAUGGCAAGGUGUGUUUAAGCAUACUGAACACAUGGCAUGGUAGGCCAGAAGAGAAAUGGAAUCCCCAAACAUCAAGUUUUUUGCAGGUGUUAGUGUCUGUCCAAUCCCUAAUACUGGUAGCAGAACCAUAUUUUAAUGAACCAGGUUAUGAACGAUCAAGAGGUACUCCAAGUGGUACCCAGAGCUCCAGAGAAUAUGAUGGAAAUAUACGACAGGCAACAGUCAAGUGGGCAAUGCUUGAACAAAUGAGAAAUCCGUCACCGUGUUUUAAGGAGGUCAUCCACAAACACUUUUACUUGAAAAGAGUGGAGAUCAUGGCUCAGUGUGAGGAGUGGAUAGCAGACAUACAGCAGUACAGCAGUGACAAACGGGUAGGCAGGACUAUGUCCCACCAUGCAGCAGCUCUAAAGCGUCAUACAGCUCAGUUGCGGGAAGAACUUCUAAAACUUCCCUGUCCUGAAGGAUUGGAUCCAGACACUGACGACUCCACAGAAAAAUGCAGUGCCACAACAAGCUCAGAAGAGACCAUGUUGCACGAACAGGUUAAACCCAGCAGCAGUAAAGAUGUCCCCACUGAUUUCAAGUUAUGAGUCGCAUUGACAUGGACUUUGUAGACACAACGGCUUUGAAGCACAAGCCAAAUAUGUCAAUAUUUGUAUGUAAGAAGUUAAUUAUGUAAUAGGUAAUGAAAUUGAAACUAUACUAUGCCCUUAAGGAUAUACAGUUUAAUUAAAAAUGAUCUUUUAUUUACCUGUACAAGAGUGUAAACUUUUUUGUGCUUUUAUUUUUCAAUUGUGAGAACCACUGAUUGGUAUGUUUAAAAAGUUAUGUAUACAAAAAAUGGAUAAAUCACUGAUAUAUAAGGGAAACUACCUUAGGAAAGAAUGUUUACUGAAUGUUUAUUAUUUUUUUUUACUUGUAGAGUGAGGGCGGUUGUAACAAAGAAUAUAUAUUGGUCAUUCUUACAGCUACUAUUUAAAGUCAGAAAAUUUUCACUGAAUUUGAUAGAUUUUACGUUUGGCCAUAUAUUCAUGCUCAUAUUUGAUUCUAAAGAAAACCUCCUGUAUACUUCAAUAAACGUUAAAUGGACAUGAUCCCUCUUUUAUGAUUUACUGGUACAUUUUUUAAAUAAACUGCCAUAAAAUACAUUCUAGCUGAAGACUUGCACUUGUAUGACUGAAUUCAUUACAGUCAACAUACUUAAUUUUAUGCAUACUAAAUCUAAAAUGCAGAUGAAAUAAAUGCAUAUGGUUUUACCUCAUGCCAAAAUUUGGACUUCUGAAUUCAUCUUUUUUUGGCUAUUUUAUGCAAACUAACAGUAUUCUAAAUUUCUUAAGGGCUAUUCUGGAACAAAGUCUUUACUGUAUUGAAAUGUCUGAUUUUUACAUAAUCAACUGUACUCUUAAUUGCUGACAGGGGCUAGCAACAUGCCACGCAGGACUCCAGUGUUCUGUAGUUCCUACUGUAUAGACUUAUUUCCAGUUUUAUACUUGCAGCCACAGAUCCCUAACUAAAAAGGGUAACAGAUUUGCUUGACUUAAUAAUCAAGUCUCGCUUUUAACAUAACAUGCAUUGCUAUCACUGUUCUUAAUUUUUGAGUAGUCCUUGGAGGACUAAAAAAUUAGUACUGGUGUUACCUCAGACUAAUGAUCUGUUGUAUGAUAAAUACUACAAAUCAGGCAAAACCGAAGGGUUUUUGUUUUCUAUUUGUUCUUUGUUUAUAAGUAUCACGCUGGAAUUUUUUCACUUUUUGUUUUACAAUGUAUUAUUUCUAAUCAUUAAAAAUGGCACCAACUGAGGUUGUGUUCUUA